AUGAUUGGGCUGGAUGUUUAUCUAGAUCCGGAUGGUCUUCGGGUUGCUACGCCGGAGGAUAUAAAGCAGUGGGAAUCAGAAAGGGAAAUGUAUGACCCUAACGUGCGCCUCUUUGUGGCUCUUUUCUCAUACAACCCUGCACUGAUGUCACCAAACCCAGAAACUAUGGAGGAGGAACUGCCUUUCGAACAAGGACAGAUCAUCAAAGUUUAUGGGGAUAAAGAUGCAGACGGCUUCUAUAAUGGAGAGACGGGAGCUCGCUGUGGUUUUGUGCCAAGCAACAUGGUGUCUGAGAUUCCUGUGGAUGACGGAGAGAUUAAACUUCGUCUGAUUCAGCAGGGGUUUUUACCUGAGGAGACGCCUUCUAUAGCACCCAGUGAGACUUCCAGUGUGCCGGAUGGUGAAAAGGUCCACAGGAUGGUGGCCAUCUUUGAUUAUGAUCCUUGGGAAAGUUCUCCAAACAUAGACAUUGAGGACGAGCUUCCCUUCCGUGCAGGAGACAUCAUAUAUGUUUUUGGGGAAAUGGACUGUGAUGGAUUUUAUUAUGGGGAUCUUCAUGGUUAUCGAGGUCUGGUGCCAUCAAACUUUUUGCAACCUCUGCCUUGGGAUUAA
This is a messenger RNA of Danio aesculapii, 612 nucleotides long. Its product is annotated as RIMS-binding protein 2-like. Gene Ontology annotation, biological process: neuromuscular synaptic transmission. Gene Ontology annotation, molecular function: protein binding. The record is from RefSeq and is a predicted model, not a curated record. NCBI's taxonomy places the organism in Eukaryota, Metazoa, Chordata, Actinopteri, Cypriniformes, Danionidae. The transcript is spliced from 5 exons. Bases 1 to 612 code for a protein of 203 amino acids.